Messenger RNA from Manduca sexta (tobacco hornworm), 2076 nucleotides. RefSeq names its product THAP domain-containing protein 2. NCBI's taxonomy places the organism in Eukaryota, Metazoa, Arthropoda, Insecta, Lepidoptera, Sphingidae. The transcript has 3 exons. The coding region runs from base 148 to 654 and encodes 168 amino acids. The record is from RefSeq and is a predicted model, not a curated record.
GUAAGCAGCAGUAGUGUUCACGUUUGUAGUCUGAAUUUUGAUUGUCAAAACCAAAACAUAAACGAUGUGUACAAUGUAAUAUAUCAGAAAUUAUAGUCUGAUAUUAUUUUUUUUAAAUUAAAGUAAAAAUAAGUAUAAAUAUUAAAUAUGGUUAGCUGUGCUAUUGCUACCUGUAGGAACACGUCAGCAAAAAUAUCCAAAAAUAAAGAUGGUAUUACAUUCCACAGAUUCCCUAGAGACAAAGAGAGGCGAAGGCAGUGGGAAGUAGCAGUCAAUAGAGAAAAAGAAUGGUCUUCAACACUAUCUAGUGCUGUGUGCUCUGAACACUUUGUGGCUGUUGAUUUUUAUUUAACAGAAAGUGGACUGCGAAGACUGUCAAUGGAAGCCGUGCCUACAAUUAAUAUUUCACCUUGUCAGGAACCAGAACCAACAAUAACUGUUACCAAACCAGUCGACAUCAAGCCAACAGACACAGAAGAAGUGAUACAAUUGAAGCACAAAGUGAGAAGAUUGGAAGUCAUUGCAGAGAGCAGAAAGAAGAGACUCAACUUGAUGUGGCAAAGUAAAAGACGACUAAAGAAAAAGUUAGAGAGAAUGGCUUGUUUGAUUAAAAAUUUGAUUAAAAUAAAAAAAUGUAUUGCAGAAAAUGGAUGAACGUAAGAAGAGAUUGUACAUAUCAAGUUUUCAUAUUCUUGUUGAAUAGGGAGAUGAGAGAUUGUAUAUAUCAAACAUGAUUUCAGAUUCUUGUUGAAUAAGGAGAGGUUUUAAGUGUCUUUAUAUGCAUCUAAAAUAAGAUUCCAUUCAGAGGAUAAGUGUUAGACUUGCAUUGACAUGUAUUUUGAUUAGGGCAUAUACAUGCUGAUGCACAUUAGAGUGCUUUAGACAUACAAUAUCUAAAUAAGGUCUUGUGUGGAUGCCAGGAACUUACUUUUAUGUUUCAUGCAUGACCUGUAAGAUGUUGCUAUUAUAUUGGGUUUGAAAUGUGAUUGAAUAUUGAAUUCAUUUUGUAUGUAAAAAAAUUAUAACUGAUUGAGUUUGUGAGCGAGUAUCAUACAAUGGCAAUAUUAAUAACUGAUUUAAGUGGAGAAAUUUUGUUGUAUUGUAACACUAUUUAUUUUAUAUUUUGUUAAUAAUUAGAUUCUCGAAUUGCUUUUUAUGAAAUAUGAUGUCCAACAACAUUAACAUUACAUACCUAGUAGUAUUAAGAACCAUUUUGUAUGAUAUUAUAUAUUUUUCAUUAAAUGAAUAAGACUGCCUUUAUUGUAUAUAACAGUAGAGCCCGCUUAAUACGAUUUCCCAUAGCGAGUGGCAAAGCAAGUAAAAUGAGACUGCCUUGUCCUAAGUAAAUUUUUAUUCGGAAAAAUUUUACAUAUUCCCAGAGGGGUAGGCGACGUGUAGCCAGGGCACCCAUCUUUGUCAUGCCAUUUGUUCCGACACCUUGGGGCGAGCAUGUUGCCAAAUCGGACAAAAAUUGCUGACUUCUGGCUGAUAUUCAGCAGAAAAACCCAAUAUCCAUUUGCCGAACCCAAAAGACCGGCUGCCAGACUUUAAACUAUGAGUUCAUUCUGCGUAGAUCGGAUUACCAAUAGUUAAAAAAUUUAAAAAGUUGUAUAAUUGUAAAAGUAGGUAGAUAUUGUAACUUUGACUUGCGGAUGACCAACACCUAAGGCCGCCCCCUAACCACGGAUGUUGCAGUCUUCGCAACGUCGGGGAAAAAAAUAAAAUAUAUAAACCGCAAUAAUAAAACCUGAAAAAUAGUUUAAUUUUGGUAAAUCGUUUUAUUUUCCGUUUCCCGCUUACGAUGCAUUUAUGCGUCAAGGGAAAGGGCUGAGUCCUUUUAAAUUGCCUUAAGCGGAUUUAAUAAACCUCGUUUAUUUUUUUUACAUAAUAUUGAUAUAGUGUAUUUCAUAUCUUUAACAUAAUGAAUAGUAAUAUCUGAUCUUUGACCUAUAACUUGCAAUCAAUGACCUUUGACCUCGGAUCAAAUAUUUGAAUUGAUAUUUGGAAUCGGAUGUAUAUCCGGUUACACUCAAAAUCAGUGAAAUUGACCAGUAAUAAAUGACCUUUGACCAUCGA